Messenger RNA from Hyaena hyaena (striped hyena), 399 nucleotides. RefSeq names its product elongin-C-like. Gene Ontology annotation, molecular function: protein-macromolecule adaptor activity. Gene Ontology annotation, biological process: ubiquitin-dependent protein catabolic process. The coding region runs from base 61 to 399 and encodes 112 amino acids. Gene Ontology annotation, cellular component: elongin complex. The record is from RefSeq and is a predicted model, not a curated record. Lineage: Eukaryota; Metazoa; Chordata; Mammalia; Carnivora; Hyaenidae. The transcript has a single exon.
GCCUCACCAGGAAACUACUAAAAUUCUUGUGGAAGUAAAGUAGAAUUUCAUAAGAACAUAAUGGAUGGAGAAGAGAAAACCUAUGGUGGUUGUGAAGGUCCUGAUGUCAUGUAUGUCAAAUUGAUAUCUUUGGAUGUUCAUGAAUUUAUUGUAAAAAGAGAACAUGCACUAACAUUCGCAACAAUGAAAGCCAUGUUGGGUGGCCCAGGUCAGUCUGCUGAGAACAGAACUAAUGAAGUCAGUUUUAGAGAGAUCCCUUCACAUGUGCUAUCAAAAGUAUGUGUGCAUUUUACCUACAAGGUCCAUGACACUAGCAGCUCGACGGAGAUCCCUGAAUUCCCAAUUGCACCUGAAAUUGCACUGGAAUUGUCGAUGGCUGCGAGCUUCCUAGAUUGUUAA